Messenger RNA from Plasmodium malariae, 1818 nucleotides. RefSeq names its product conserved Plasmodium protein, unknown function. Lineage: Eukaryota; Apicomplexa; Aconoidasida; Haemosporida; Plasmodiidae. The record is from RefSeq and is a predicted model, not a curated record. The transcript is spliced from 2 exons. Bases 1 to 1818 code for a protein of 605 amino acids.
AUGCAUAACAACGAAAAGGAAAAACUCCAAAAUUUUGAAAAUGAUAAUGAUGUCAAGAAAACAUCUAAUUAUAAGAAAACAACAAGCAAUGAUUUCAACAAAUUAUAUUGCUCUGUUAAAAAAACAGAAAAAGAGAAUUUACAGAAAACCGAAUAUAAUGAGAGCUAUAAAAUCCCACACAAACAUUGUUCUGAAAGGGAAAUUACAAAUUAUAAAGUGAAUUAUGAUGACAAUGCAACUAAUGAUAAGCUCAGCAGUGAUCAGGCAUCGAAUGAUAAGAUGACCAUUGAUCAAACACCACACGACAGAAUGAGCGGAGACGAAACUUCAAAUGAUAAACGGAGUAAUGGCGAUUUUGAGGACAAAAUAAUAAAGAAUUAUUUAAGUGAACAAAUGAAUAGUUUCGGUUUAAUUAAAAACCAAGAAAAAAAAAAAGGAGAUCAUAAACACGUUAGUGUUAUCAUAGAAAACAACAGCGAUAUGGAUGACAUACCAUUACUAGAAGUGCUUAAGGCAGAAGAGAAAUGCAAAAAGGAAGGAAAAGUGGAAGGUGCCUUAUUAAAGAAAAAGGAAAAAAGUCAUGAUAAUGAUAAAACAUUGAUCCAAAAAAGGCGUUCAUUAAAUAAUUCUAAAUGUACUCAUGAGAAAAAAAAAAAAAAAAAUCAGGAAUCAGGUGUAAGUAGCGAUGAUGAAUUUUUAAUAAAUUUAAUUAAAAAAGAUAGUAUAUUAAAUAAGGAUAAAAGUAAAGAGCUACUUACAAGAUUGAAUAAUUUAAAUGAAAACGAUAACAAUAAAAAUAAAGAUAGCGAUUUUUCUGAUUCAUUAAGUGCAGAUUCAGAUGAACCCCUUUUAGUUUUAAGUAAAGGAGAAAAUAAGAAUAAUGACACGACAAAUAAUGUAGGCAACAAUUUUAAAUAUAACAACAUAGUAAAAAAUAGUAUUCAAGUAAAAGCUAACAAUAAAGUAAUUGAUAAAAAGUUAAAUGAUAAUUCUAAAAAAAAAAAAGAGAAAGCAAUAAAGGAUAACGUAGCAAGAAGUAGUGGUACUAUUAACAAAGAAAAAAAAAAGAUUAAGGAUUUGAAGUCGCCAACAAAAAAUAAGAGGAAAAAAAAAAAAAAUAAUAAUAAUAGAGUAAAUAGUAACGUAAACAAUAAAGUAAACAAUAAAGUAAACAAUAAAGUAAACAAUAAAGUAAACAAUAAAGUAAACAGUAAAGUAAACAGUAAUGUAAACAGUAAUGAAAAAAAUAAAGUAAAACAUAAGCAAAUCCAAAAAAAAAGGACCUCAGAAAAUAGCAACAUAUAUAGUUAUAAUGACAACGACACUGAAACAGAUUCUAUUAUUAUAGGUACAUUUGAUCCUCGUAAUAGAUCAGCGAAAGAAAAACUAGUAGCUCAAUUACUAAUUCGAUGGUGGUAUGUGCUACCUGACUGGCCAAUACCUGACUAUGAUUAUAAAGACGAAUUAACAAAAAGGAAAUUAAAAUUAGUUUCUUUAGAAGAAUAUGAAGAUAAAGAAGAUAUAGAUAAAGAUGGAUUUAGAAAAGUAUAUCAAAUAUCAGCGUUUCCAGGUGUUUUCCGAGAUGCAAUGGGAACAGCUUACGACUUAAGGGACAAGGAUACAUGUCCGUGUUAUAAUAAUUUUAUAAAAAAAACAGAUCUUGAAUUAUUAGAAUUAAUUUGUGAAGCUAUUAAAAAUCAAAUAAAAUGUUUAAAAAAUUCGGUUUACGAUGAAACAUACAAAGAAAAAACAUUGGAAAAGGAGCUUAAAGAAGCAGAGUUAAAGCUAAAUAGAAUUACAAAAAAAAAGCGGCAAUAA